Messenger RNA from Protopolystoma xenopodis, 1332 nucleotides. NCBI's taxonomy places the organism in Eukaryota, Metazoa, Platyhelminthes, Monogenea, Polystomatidea, Polystomatidae. The record is from the annotation of a GenBank genome assembly.
AUGUCACGGGAUCGUACCUUGUCUGGUGACUCUGGAUUCUCAUGUCACUGUGCUGGAUUGAGCUUUAGCGGGGGCAGUGGAAUAACUGAUUUCAAUUCAGUGUUACCUCCGUGUUCGAGUCCGGUUUCAUGCUUACGAGCCUCUGGAUGUUUCCCAGCCAGCCGACUAGUGCCUGGUGCUCAGCUGGCUCGAGUAACCAUUGGCGACUCACAUAUCGGCAGGUCUGAUGAGCGGUCAACUGCUUUCAGGAACCGUACUGUCGAGGAACCAGAUGUUGCUGUCUCCUUAUUCGAUCUCUCACAAGGCAUCAUGGCAGCAGCCGUUAGGCCUGCUGAAUCUGAGUCAUCUGGAGCUUCUGUGGCCGCCACCUCAAGUCCUUGUCUGGUAGGGCAACUGAAUUCUAUGCUUCUGACAAAUUCAACCUUUUCUGCUUACUCUUCGCCCUUGGCUGCUGCUGGAUUGUGUAACUCUCCUAUUGCUGCAGAUGGAUCUGGUGAUCAAGAAAACCGUUGUUCAACCACCAUUGCUACUGCCCCUACAAGCUACUCUUCGUUCUGCCACAUUUGUAACCAGCAUUUUGCAAAUACUCCGGAUUUCCACUCCUGUACGAUUUUGCCUCUUCUUUCUCCAGCAUCGGCAGUCCAGCAGUUACAACAAUCAUCGACUGCAACAACAGCUAACCAGCCGCUUUAUUGUGGAGUAAGACAUCAACGGACAAUUUCUGAAUCAAGUGAUGCUGAUGGAGACCUCGAGAUGUGGCUCACCGGUGCACCUGGUGGCUUAGUGGCAUCUGGUGCUGGAGUGGGACCCUCCGGACAGCUGGGAUUCACUCUCCACCAGUUAAUGCACGAGAGUCACAAGCCGAGCUGUGCUGACCACCCGACAAAUUUGGAUCAAGAAAUCGGACAAUCUAUACUUGGGCAGAUUCACCAUGAAUUGGCUCGCCUCCAUGAAGCCGGUCGCUUCCUCAAUGACCGUCGUAAUGGUUGGUCCCGUGCAGGUCUUGGCCAGGAUGUGCCUCUUUUUGGCGAUAAGGUGCUCCCGCCAGCGGGACCUGCCUCCGCUACGGGUGCAUCAGUUUGCAUUCCUCCGGAGGCUCAUGAGACUUCUAUUCUAGCAGAAAUUCCAGAAUAUGAUAGAGAUGAAGAGGCCAAAUUACUAGCACAGAAUGACCAUGGAAUCGAUUGGCAAGCUGUCGUGUUUCAUGAGAAACACGCUGCUCAACUUGGUUGUCUUGAGGCCAUGAUCAUUAUGGCUCAUUAUUAUCUUGGUCUGCCUACUCAAUUGUUCUGUGAUUGUCCCAUCAAGGUUAGCAUGUAUGCUUUAUUAUAA